Exophiala xenobiotica is the source of this 2355-nucleotide messenger RNA. RefSeq lists its product as uncharacterized. Bases 1 to 2355 code for a protein of 784 amino acids. The record is from RefSeq and is a predicted model, not a curated record. Gene Ontology annotation, biological process: protein phosphorylation. Gene Ontology annotation, molecular function: ATP binding; protein kinase activity. NCBI's taxonomy places the organism in Eukaryota, Fungi, Ascomycota, Eurotiomycetes, Chaetothyriales, Herpotrichiellaceae. The transcript is spliced from 2 exons.
AUGCGACGAUUCCUAGAGGAGUCCGACACCUUCACAUGGCCCGAGGAGCCAAAUCAGAAGAGAGGGUCAUAUUUCACGUUCGUGGCCAAGGGUGGCUAUCCUAGACCCGAGGUUCUCAUGAAGGACGAGGUGGUGCUUGGGAAACCAACGUACUACGAACCGGAUGGCAGGACACAGAGGGUGAAACAAUGCCGGAUCAAAAAAUCUAUGCAAGUGGAAAUGAGGUUCACGGAAUCGUUCGCCGUCAAAGCACUUACACGAGAGGCGGGCAAUCAGAAGGACAAUAUAAAGGAGGCACUGGCCAUGACUGGACUACGCCAUCCGCAUGUUGCCGCGCUGUUAGGCACAUUUUUCUACUGGACACUCGACAACAUCGUCAUGUUUCCUGCGGGCGUCACGGAUCUCGCUGAUUUUCUCGGUUGUGUGUCGCAGAAAAUCAGGGCGGAGCAGGUCGGUCCUGCAACUGAUCUGAGGGCUGCAGACACUGUUCAACAGGCACAUUUGGAAUAUCAGCCAAACUUCUCUUUGGACGAAAGUCUCGAUAGGCAAUUGGAGCGACUGCAGGGCUAUUUUCUUUGCUUAUGUGAAGGACUAAGUUACCUACAUGGAGCUAACGUUCGGCACAAAGAUAUCAAGCCUGAGAACAUCGUCAUCGACCAAAGUGGGAAUGUCGUAUUCGUCGAUUUUGGUACAUCUGUUCGGUACGAUCCCAGCCAGAAGACGGCGACUUUGAAUCCUGAUGCGCUGGUCACGGAAGAAUAUGCGACCCCGGAGAGGAUCAAGCGGAAGCCCAGAGACAAGCGAUCCGAUGUCUGGUGUCUUGGAUGUGUUUUUGUAAAGAUGAUAACACUGCUCUUCGGCAAAACACUUGAGAGCUUCAAGGACGAGAUAAGCAUCCAAAAUCCGAAGACGAAAUCUAAGGUGUGCGUCUUUCAGAAGAGUUUGCCCAACGUAUGCUCGUGGCUCGAAAAGCUGCAAGAUCUUCCCUUCAGGGGUCCCAAGAACAGAGAUAUGGUUCGAGACUCGAUUCAGACCAUACGUACAAUGGUGGCCGAAGAGAUGGAAGAUCGCAUCGACGCUGAAGAUCUCUGGCCGGCAUUCGACUUUGCUUCUUCGCCCUGUCGCGAUUGCCAUCCGCGGCACAAAACCUGGCGUGGUCCAACGGAAGCUCAACGGCGUGUCUAUGACGAGGGCGUUGAAGCUCGUCGCGAUAGAGCAGCUGAGGACAACAAGCUAGAGAAGCAAGAAGUCCAAAGGGAUACUGAGGUCCAAGCCGAGUCAUCGUCUGGUCUGCCAAUCUCAACCGGCAGUCUAAAAAAACUUGCUCCUCCGGUGGAUCAUCGUUCUAAGCACAGAGCUGCCCUUUCCGAGCGGUCAGCUCGGCAGCCAGCAUUCCGACAAAGAAGAUUAAGUCAGCCUCGGCAGGUGCAGCGCAAAGCAGCGGAAACUCAGGCGCAGGACUUUGCGGUUCCUGGUGGUGAGAUUGAUGGCGUGAAGAGGGCAACAUCUCCACCGAGAGUAGAAAUCAGACCGCCGGUGCUGGAGGCUGAAGUUGAUGGCGGUCAGCUCAUCCGCACGACCUCGACGGCCAAAGAAGAUGCUGAGAAAGAGCUUGGCCGAGUGGAUGAACUCGAGGCCGAAGACAAUAAAGAGAACAUCAAUGCUGACGAAAUCUAUGUUUCACCACCGUCCCCCCCGAGGCGUCGAGAUCAAAGGGCUAAGAGCGCCCAGAGGUCCCCUCCGCCGACCCCAACAGCGUCACCGCGGACCACCCUUUAUGGUCCUCUCCCAUAUGAACAGCGCCCACAAUCACUCGACGGUACGCAGCUUUCGAACAAGCAUGAUGCACCGAGGGUACGAGUGGCCGCAAGACGGUCCCAGAAGUCGUUGCGAACACCGUCGGUUGCAUCUCUAGGUAGGGGCCCCCCAACGCCACUUCGGUCACUCCCAACUGUGGUCGAAACAGUGGACCCUCGUGCAUGUGUACCGACGGUUGGUGUGCUCAACCUGAAGCAAGGACAGGCGGCACAACUUAAAGUGGAGGCUGGUCACUGGAAAGAGUGGCACGGAAAUGAUCAUUGUCGCUUCUUCAAGUUGGGCAAAGGUGUGCGAAAGUACGACGUUAUGGGCAGCGGGACAUCGGUAGGACAGUUCGAUGUCCAGCCCGGGUUUUGGCCCUUGAGGUCAAUUACUUCGCUCUUAAGACCAGAGCCGGACUACGUGUGCAUUCACAACUGGAAAGUCGAGCCCGAGUACAUUCAAGCUCGCGAUCCCCCAUUCGUGCCUAUAAUCCCGACCAGAUUUGUGAUCGCAGGACCUGAAGAGUCAGAAAAUUCAAGCAAACCCGCCCAAUGA